This is a messenger RNA of Mercenaria mercenaria, 1702 nucleotides long. RefSeq names its product stomatin-like protein 1. The transcript is spliced from 5 exons. The annotation marks the transcript as partial. The record is from RefSeq and is a predicted model, not a curated record. NCBI's taxonomy places the organism in Eukaryota, Metazoa, Mollusca, Bivalvia, Venerida, Veneridae.
UUACUGACGUCAGAUGCUGGAAUAAUAGAGUUAGGAGCGGAUGUGUACUACAAGGUCACAGAUCCAGUAAAGUCUGUGACGUCAGUGCAGGAUUUGAACACCCAGCUGAGGGGACUGGUGAGAAACAGGCUGAUGAACACGCUCACAAAAUAUGACCUGCAGGAUAUAGAGGAUAGGAAAGAUGAUAAUGUUGCUAAAAUUGUUGCCGAAUGUAAUAAUACUGCAAGAGGAUGGGGAGCUGAUAUAUGUAGACUUGAAUUGUCACCAAUAAAGGUAUUACAAGCUGCUAAAACUGGAGCAAGUUUACCAGGGCUGGGAGGACAAGAAGGUCUCACACAAGUAUUCCAGCACCUAGCACAGUCAUUUUUAUCAUCCGGUCAAGGACAGAGGAAUACACCUCUGCAGGCAAUCAAUGAAUCUCAAGAGGCUGCUGGAGCUGCUGUUGCAACUGAAGAUGUAAAGUUGUUACCUCAGGUUACACCUGCACAUCUUGUUGAACUGGUUCGAGGUGUCCUUAGUGAGUCCUUAGUGAGAACUGUUAAUGCUGUAUACCAGUUUAAUCUGUCUGGUGAUAAUGGUGGAACCUUCUACUUAGAUUUAAAACGUGGAAAUGGAUUUGUUGGGGAAGGGCCAGCUACUAUGCAUGAACCAGACGUGACGCUAGAUCUAUCAGUGAGGGAUAUGCAGCGAAUGUUUGCAGACCAACUCAAACCUUUACAAGCCUAUAUGAGUGGGAGACUAAAAGUGUCAGGUGACCUAUCAGCUGCUAUGAGACUGGAAGAAGUGAUGGACAAGGUUGUCAGUAACACAACCAGUAGCUCUGUAGCUGGACAUACUGUAGUGAAUAUAUGAGACAAAAGUGUUAGAUUUUAAUGAUAGUGUAUGUAACGUCCAUUUUUAUCAGCGUUUGAACUAAAUGUGCCAAAGUGUAAUAAUUAUUUUAGACUCAGUGAAAUUAGCUCAAGCUAGGAUUGAUGUAUUACUACGUCAAUUAAAGUUUAUCUCCUGUAUUGUGAGCAGUAUUUUGACAAAGUUGAAUGUUGUUUCCCUUUCCUACUGAGCUGUCUGUUAAAAGUAAUCUUCCUGUGACCACACAAAAUUGCUAAGCUUGUAGGUGGAGCAUUUGUAUUUUACUUUCCUAGUUUUCAUUAAAGAAAUCGGAGCAAAUAUGGAGCAUUAUUCAUAAAUUCUGUAUCUGGUUCUCAUUUUAUUUAAAACAAGUGACCUAGUAUUGCAGAGGCAAUACAGAAGUCCCCUACUGGUGGGAAACUUUCAAUAGUGACCUUGACCUUUGACUGACAAGAAUAGGUCAUGUGUUGACACAUUGUCUCAUCAUGUGGAACAUUUCUGCAUAGCACUAAGAUAACCCAUCAAUGCAUAUAAAAGUUAUGGAGCGGAAACAGUUUUUACUUGACCUUCAGUAGUGACCUUGAGUUUUGACCUACAAGCAUGUGCAUAAUCCACAUGUAUUGCCCUUUAUUCAUAUACCAAGUUUUAUGAACCUAGCUUGAGUAAUUGCAGGAUCCAGAUUUGUGGAUGGAUGGGUGUGAUUAAAAACACUUUUUCUUUAAAGGUCUAUUGAAACUAACUUUGCACUGGAAAACAAGCUGUAUAUGACUUUGCAAUAGAAACUAUUUACUGUUGUUUAUUAUUCUUUAUAAUAUCUAGUUUAAAUGUAGAGUAAAAUCUGAUUCAGGCUAAA